This is a messenger RNA of Metarhizium album ARSEF 1941, 1014 nucleotides long. RefSeq names its product NAD(P)-binding domain protein. Gene Ontology annotation, molecular function: oxidoreductase activity, acting on NAD(P)H, oxygen as acceptor. NCBI's taxonomy places the organism in Eukaryota, Fungi, Ascomycota, Sordariomycetes, Hypocreales, Clavicipitaceae. Gene Ontology annotation, cellular component: intracellular anatomical structure. The transcript is spliced from 5 exons. The coding region runs from base 1 to 1014 and encodes 337 amino acids. The record is from RefSeq and is a predicted model, not a curated record.
AUGGCUUCUAGACAGACCAUCUUUGCUCCCAUGCUGCGGCACGUCUCACGACGUGCUGCCAAUCCUCCUGUGCGACCAUCGUUUGCCGCUGCUCGCCAUCUGCACAAGGUGCCCGCUCGAAGCAACAAGCCUGGCAGUUACUCUCGCACUGAUUCUGACAUCGAAGUGGAGCAUCCAGAGGAGCAUGAACUGCCUUCAAGUAAACCAGUUUCGGGCACGGGCGGACAGUUCGUAAAGCCGACUCUCCCCAGCUUCUCUCUUGAUGGCCGUGUCGGUGUCGUCACUGGAGGCGCUCGAGGUCUGGGUUUGGUCAUGGCCCAGGGCAUGGUCUUUUCCGAGGAGGAGGCUCAGAAGCAGACCCAAUUGCUCAUGGACGCCUUUCACCGUGAAAACCCCAAUGCCGAGCGGAUUCCCAACGUCACCGCUCACUUCGCCGACGUAUCCGACCCCGAAUCCGUCGAGAGCUGUAUUGCCGAGGUCGCCGAGCAGCACGGCAAAAUCGACCACCUCGUCACUUCAGCCGGCUUCACUGAAAACUUCGAAGCCGUCAACUACCCCAUUGACCGUAUGCGUAAGCUGUGGGCUGUCAACGUCGACGGAACCUACCUUUUCGCCACCUCAGUUGCCCGUCAUCUCAUGGCGCGCAAAGCCCCAGGCAGCAUGGUCAUGAUUGGUAGCAUGUCUGGCUCCAUAGUCAAUGUUCCUCAGCCUCAGGCUCCUUACAACGCUUCCAAAGCUGGUGUGCGCCAUUUGGCGGCUUCGCUGGCCGUUGAAUGGGCUCAUGCUGGUAUCCGCGUCAACUGUAUCUCUCCCGGAUACAUGCUGACUGCACUCACUGAGAAGAUUCUCAACGAGAAUCCCGAUCUGAAGCAGAAGUGGACCUCACUUAUCCCCCAAGGCAAGAUGGGCCAGCCUCAGGACCUGAUGGGUCCUGUGUCCUUCCUGCUCUCCGAUGCCAGCAGUUACGUCACUGGUGCCGACAUUCGCGUUGAUGGCGGAUAUACUGUGACCUAA